Messenger RNA from Nicrophorus vespilloides, 1785 nucleotides. Its product is annotated as vicilin-like seed storage protein At2g18540. Lineage: Eukaryota; Metazoa; Arthropoda; Insecta; Coleoptera; Silphidae. The record is from RefSeq and is a predicted model, not a curated record. Bases 838 to 1785 code for a protein of 315 amino acids. The transcript has a single exon.
UAAUCUCAAACGAUUGUAAUUCGUAUGCCGUCGUGCAUGCUCGGCUAGGGUAUAUAGUCCAACAAUGAAUGUUACGGUCGUCCGUAUGAAUGAAGUGCAAUGUAGUAGUAUGCUUAGUAUUCAGCAUUCAACAUGCAUAGUAGUUGCGUAUAAAUUUAAUUGAAAAAAAAUCUUUUUUUUUUGCGUUGGUAAUAGUGACAUAUAGUUAGGUUGGCAUCAAAUUUCCGUUAUAUUUUACCGCCAAAAGUUGAUGGUACAGUGUUAAAAUGCCUUGUCGUUUAUGUGAUGGUGGUGAAGAUCUCAUCGACAUUUUUGAUGUCGAGUGGGAAGAAAUUGGCGGAUAUAAUUUUUCGGCGACAAUCGAAGUGAUGACCGGUAUUUGCGUAAGUUAUUAUUUCAUUAAUUUUUUUAAUGCACGAGCCGCAUGUUGCCGACCUCUGGUAUAUAGUAACAUUCAUGAGGUGAUGGUCUUGUUAUUAUUUUUUGAUUACUAGGUGCCACUCUAUAAUGGAUCUCUUAUAUAAUAUUAUUUGAAAAACUUGCUGAUUUAUGAAUGUAAUUUCAUAAAAUUACAGAUUACGCCUAACGAUGUCCUCUCUACCAAAGUCUGUCCAACAUGCAUACAGGCUGUCCGCACGCAUAUGAAGUUCAGGCUGAAGUGCUAUAGGAAAAUGAAGGAAAUCGAGGUUACUGGUGUUAUAAAUUUAAAAUAUGUUCUAUUUGCUAAAAUUUUAUUAUUUCUUAGGUGCCUGUAGCUGUCGAGGAAUUCGUAGAGGUUACUGAUGUCAUACACUUAAAAUACGUAUUUGCUAAAAUGUCACUAUUUUGUAGGAACCUAUGGAGGAAAUCGCCGAAUAUGGCGAACCCAAGAUGAAAUCGAAAAAGAAGAAGAAGAGCAAGAAGGAUAAGGAAAGCAAAGAGGAGGAAGAGAGGAAGAAGAAGGAAGAAAUGAAGAAACAGGAAGAGGGGACGAUGGAGGAGGAGAGCAAGAAGGAGAGCAAGAAGAAGAGAAAGAAGAAGGAGAGCAAUGUGGAGGAAGAGAUCAAGGAGGUGGAAGAGAGCAAGGAGGAAGAGAGCAAGAAGGAGAAGAAGAGAAAGAAGAAGAAAUGUAAGGAUGACGAAGAGAACAAGGAGGAGGAGGAAACCAUGAAGGAAGAAGAGACCAAGAUGGAGGAAGACACCAAGAAGGAGCGCAAGAAGAAGAAAAAGAUCAAGGAUGAGGAACAGAGCAAGAAGGAGGAAGAGCAGAGCAAGGAGGAGGAACAGAACAAGAAGGAGGAAGAGAGCAAGAAGGAGCGCAAGAAGAAGAAGAAAAAAAGCAAGGAGGACGAAGAGAACAAGGAGGAGGAAGAGACCAAGAAGGAAGAAGAGACCAAGAAGGAAGAAGAGACCAAGAAGGAGCGCAAGAAGAAGAAAAAGAUCAAGGAGGAAGAGAGCAAGGAGGAGGAACAGAGCAAGAAGGAAGAAAAAGAGAGCAAGGAGGAGGAAGAAUGCAAGGAGGAAGAGAGCAAAGAGGAAGGAGAGAGCAAGAAGGAGCGCAAGAGGAAGAAGAAAAUCAAGGAGGAGGAAGAGAGCAAGAAGGAAGAAAAACAGAGCAAGGAGGAGGAAGAAAGCAAGGAGGAAGAGAGCAAGAAGGAGCGCAAGAAGAAGAAGAAAAUCAAGGAUGAGGAAGAGAGCAAGAAGGAAGAAGAAAGCAAGAAGGAGCGCAAGAAGAAGAAGAGCAAGGAAAAGGAAGAAAGUAAGGAGCAAGAAGAAGAGCAUGGAGAGCUAGGAAUAAUAAGUUAG